AUGUCUUCAACAAACACUCCACAAAUUACUCUCUACACUGCCGCAACUCCAAAUGGUUAUAAAAUUAGUGUUUUUCUUGAAGAAUUAGGGAUACCUUAUAAAGUUAUUCCAAUCAAUAUCACGACUGGUGAACAAAAAGAACCCUGGUUCUUAAAAAUUAAUCCAAAUGGAAGAAACGAUUUCAAAGUUUUUGAAAGUGGUGCUAUCUUGAUUUAUCUUGCAGAACAUUAUGACAAAGAAAAUAAAUUUUUGCCAAAAGAUGACAAUUUAAGAAGCGAAAGUUAUCCAAUGGGCCCAAUGCAAGGACAAGCUAAUCAUUUCUCACGUUUUGCCAAAGAAAAAAUACCUUACGCAAUUCAAAGAUAUCAAGAUGAAACAAAACAUGAUAGGUUACAGGGUAGAGAAUAUUUAGUCGGUGAUCAUCUAUCAAUUGCAGAUAUUGUUCAUUUUCCUUGGAUUAAAACUCACGAGUUUUCGGGAGUUGCUAUUGACGAAUUUACCAAUUUAAAAGCUUGGUUGGAACGAAUUGCUUCUAGACCUGCUGUUGAAAAAGGUUAUAAUGUUGUACCACGAAAAUAA
Molecule: messenger RNA, 579 nt
Organism: Entrophospora sp. SA101
Lineage: Eukaryota; Fungi; Glomeromycota; Glomeromycetes; Entrophosporales; Entrophosporaceae
Source: the annotation of a GenBank genome assembly